CGCGAUAUGUUGGACAGACUGCUCAGUCCGUCGUGACGUGUGACGUUUGCGUGCAGACGUGGAGCAACGACGACUCCGAAGUGGCUGGGACCGAGUUGUCUGCGUUUACAUUCUCACUUGUUCUCCAUACUCUGACACGAAGCCACUGAAGAUAUAGAGCACCAUGCCUGCUCCCGCUAGCUCAACAUCUGUUGGUUCUGGAGGCAGAUCGCCAUCCAAGGCGGUAGCCUCCCGACCCUCUGGUGGUGGUACUGUCAGGCAGAGGAAAACCACAUCCUCAACUGCCCCAAGAAGUCGUGCAGCUGGUACCAGCAGUGGAGGAAUGUGGAGGUUCUACACUGAUGACUCUCCUGGCAUCAAAGUUGGUCCCGUUCCUGUUCUUGUGAUGUCACUGUUGUUCAUCGCCUCAGUCUUCAUGCUUCACAUCUGGGGCAAAUACACCCGCUCUUAAACUACUUUCAUUCCACCCUAUGUUUCCUGAUUGCAAUUAUCUUUUCCUUAUCAUUCCGUGAAUGAAUGGAAGACUUGGACAGGAUUUACUUAUCUCAUCCUGAUCAGUAAAGUAUCUUGAAAGUGUACAGUUAUUUUUGGAGGAUCUCAUCCAAAACCCUCGUAUUGUUUUUCAGCAAUACAAAUUUAUUUGUACUGGGUUUCAA
This is a messenger RNA of Frankliniella occidentalis (western flower thrips), 656 nucleotides long. RefSeq names its product protein transport protein Sec61 subunit beta (gene Sec61beta). The record is from RefSeq and is a predicted model, not a curated record. Lineage: Eukaryota; Metazoa; Arthropoda; Insecta; Thysanoptera; Thripidae. Gene Ontology annotation, biological process: intracellular protein transport. The transcript is spliced from 4 exons. Bases 164 to 451 code for a protein of 95 amino acids. Gene Ontology annotation, cellular component: Sec61 translocon complex.